UUGUCCCGUUAUCUCAACGAGAGGGACAUAUUGUAUCUUAUUUCCUCUCCGAGAGGACAUUGUCUCACUCCCUCAAUGUGAGGCUCACUGUCCCACUGCCUCAGUGAGAGGGGUUACUACCUCAGUGAGAGGCCACCGACCCGCUGGCUCUCUGAGAGGAUUACCGUCCCGCUGCCUCAGUGAAAGGACACAAUUGCACUGUAGUUCAGCUCCAACUCCACCAGAUCUUUCCCGCAGUCACAGCCACCUGACCUGCCAAAGUUCGCUGGUGCACACGGGGAGAAGAAGGAGGACGAUGUUGCCGCUGCUGGAGGCUGGCACCUCUUUGAUAGGAAAUGCCGUGGAAAGGGUGGUGGAGGGCAGCUUGACAUCCACGGUGCUGGUCACUUCAGCUUUUAUCUUGAGUGUGGCAUAUUUCUCAAAAAUGACUUUAAAACAGGCCGAAAAUCAGAAGGGUUUGAAAUACCCACCUUAUAUUCACUCCAGUAUUCCAUUCCUUGGACAUGCAAUUGCUUUUGGAAGAAGUCCAAUUGAAUUCUUAGAAAAUGCAUACUGUAAGUAUGGUCCAGUGUUUAGUUUUACAAUGGUUGGGAAGACAUUUACCUAUUUGCUGGGAAGUGACUCGGCAGCUUUGCUGUUCAACAGUAAAAAUGAAGACUUGAAUGCUGAGGAUGUUUACUCCAGGGUGACAACACCAGUUUUUGGCAAAGGAGUUGCUUAUGAUGUCCCAAACCCAAUAUUUUUGGAACAAAAGAAGAUGCUCAAAACUGGUCUGAACAUUGCUCAAUUUAAACAGUACAUCUCUCUGAUUGAAGAGGAAACCCAUGAGUAUUUUAAACGCUGGGGUGAUAGUGGAGUUAAAAAUUUGUUUGAGGCUUUGUCUGAACUGAUCAUUUUAACAGCUAGUCGUUGCUUACAUGGGAAAGAGAUACGAAACCUGCUGAAUGAACAGAUUGCACAGCUCUAUGCUGACCUCGAUGGUGGAUUUACCCAUGCUGCUUGGCUUCUUCCUGGUUGGUUACCUCUUCCCAGUUUUAGGCGGAGAGACAAAGCACACCGAGAAAUCAAGAACAUCUUCUUUAAGGUAAUCCAGAAACGGAGGGGUUCAAGUGAGAAGGAGAAUGACAUACUGCAGACUUUAUUGGAGGCUACCUACAAGGAUGGUACUCCUCUAACUGAUGAUGAAAUUGCAGGCUUGCUUAUUGGUCUACUGUUGGCAGGGCAACAUACUUCCUCCACCACUAGUGCCUGGAUGGGAUUUUUCUUGGCUAAAGACAAAGAGCUUCAGGAACGUUGUUAUGCAGAGCAGAAAGCAGUAUGUGGAGAGGAUUUGCCACCGCUACAGUAUGAUCAGCUGAAGGACAUGAAUUUGUUGGAUCGCUGUUUAAAAGAAACACUGAGGCUCCGUCCUCCAAUAAUGACGAUGAUGAGAAUGGCAAGAACACCACAGGCUGUAGCUGGUUACACCAUUCCUCCUGGUCACCAAGUGUGUGUGUCUCCUACUGUCAACCAUAGACUUCGGGAUACCUGGACUGAGAGGCUUCAUUUCAACCCAGAUCGCUUUCUCCAAGAUAACCCAGCAGCCCUGCAAAAGUUUGCAUAUGUACCUUUUGGUGCAGGUCGCCAUCGUUGUAUUGGGGAAAAUUUUGCAUUUGUACAGAUCAAGACUAUCUGGUCCACUUUAAUUCGGUUGUACGAAUUUGAUCUUGUUGAUGGAUACUUUCCAACAGUAAAUUACACAACUAUGAUACAUACCCCUAAUAAUCCAGUAAUCAACUACAAGAGGCGAAUACAAUGAAAACUGGACUAAUAAAAGUAAUUUUUGUUGUAUUCAGUCACUCAUUUAGGUUUUGGCCCUAAAAUUUAUUUCAUUGAUCUAUUAUAGAUACACCACUAAAAUUUAAAUGAGAUCAUUUAGUACUGACUAUUUAUUACAUGUAAGAUGGUACAAUAAGCCCAUUAAUUUCAUUUUUAGAAUUUAAAUCCCAACUGGUGAGAGGCUUUUCCAGCUUGCUUCUUGAAGGGUAACAUCCCUUAUGCUGGGAUUCUGAAUCCUUUUUUCAUUAAACAAAAUCAAAUCUAAUUAGACUUCAAAACAACACAUCAGGUCUUUUAGUAAAUUACAUGCUUUAUUGAUUCAUUAAUAAAUUGAAAAAAUGAAUCUGGGUCCUGUUUCUUUUGGCAGUACAGAAUCAUCAGAAAUUAAGCAGCUUAUUAGGUCACUUGUAUUUUUGAUUCCAUGCAGUACAAUUAUGCCCCAUCUUCAAAUAUGAAAUUUUGUAAUAUCAUUUGACAAUUUACACUAAUUUCCCUUGUGACAAUUAUUUUAAAAUAAGUACAUUGAGGAAAUGUAAUAAUUUCUUUUUUUUGUGGUUUUCUUACAUUGAAAGUGUGGAAACGGGGUUCUAACAUGAAUAUUAGAAUGGGUAAAUUGAUAUUCAUUUAAUUACAAUUAUUGAAAUGAUGAUCAAAUUUGGGCAAAUUUAGGUACCUCUGUUGAGAGGCUACAUACUGUGUUGAAAGUUUGAACCAUUUUUUCCCAACCUCAAGUUGGGGUUCACAGUUUAUUGCUUCAGCUAUCUCGUUUGCUUGUAAUGUUGGAUAAAAUGAACAAUUGUCUAAUGUGACCAGAUAUUUUGUGAUUAAUGAAAAUUGUUUCAGUGUGACUAUCUUACUGUUUUAAGAAUGUGCCAUUGAAGUAAAGUCCACUACUUAAAUAUUGAAAGUUAAAGUAGAAACUAGUGAAAUUGUUCCUUGCAGUAAAUUCAGUGAAUCUACUGAUAGCUUGUUUAGUGUUGGUAUUUUUUAACGAUAGAUUAAAUGAUAGGUAGCACUUCUUUAGCUGGAGAAAGAAACUUUACAUGGCUGAGGAUUCAGCCAGAUAAGAACAGACUCUGGAUUUACAAAGAUUAGAGUAAAUUUGUGCUUCUAGAAUGAAACAAUGGUGUUCUAAGCAAAGGAAAAUUCUUUAAUUCACCUCACUUUCCAUUGCUAAACACUGGCUCUGAUGCUCCCUAUGAUUUAACAUGAAAUGGCUCUACACACUGUAGUUAGGUGCGUAGGUUGUAUAGGUGCUUUGUAUCCAAGUCCAGGUUGGGAAUUCCUUAGUCAAAAGAUCCAAACAAUACAAUUACUUUCUGUGAUGUGUAAUACUGUUUGUGCUGGAGGUAGAGUUUGCAGUUUUAAAAUAAGUAUUCAAGGGGUGAGUAUUUCAUUGGCUGAGCCAGCAUUUUUGCCCAUCUAGUUGCCCUUAAGAUGGUGAUGGUUAGCUGCCUUCUUGGACCACUGCAAUUAUUUUGGUGUAGAUAAACGCACCCACAGUGCCAUUAGAUCAAGAUAAGACUGGUAAAUGCUUUCUUUCAAGCUAAGUGUAGUCAGACACAUUUAUCACUGUGGAUAUGGUGAGACUAGCUGAAUUGCUCGUGCAGAGAACCAACUCAGACAAGAUGGGCCAAGUGGCCUGUUUGUGUGCUGUAACUAUUUCAUGACUGCAUUUAAUAUACUACUCUAUUCACAACCACCACCAUCUAGAAAGGGCAGUAGAUACCCAGAAACACUGUGACGUACAAUUUCCAUCAACCUGCUCAAUAUUCUGUCAGUGUCACUAGAUCAAAAUCUAGAAUGUCUUCCCUAAUGGCGUUGUGGGUCAGCUACACCAUUGGGACUGCAGUGAUUCAAAAAAAGCAGCUUAUCACCAUCUUUUCAUUAGCAAUUAGGAACAGAUAAAAAAUCUUAUCCUAGCCAGUGAUGCCUGCGUCCAAUGAAUGAAUUACUAAAACUGCAUUAAUACACAGUUACUCUUUGCCUAAAUUUCAUUGUCAUGGUUUUACUGAGUGUGGUGAUUAUUAGGGGAGGCAAUGGCAUUGCCACUGAACUAAUAAACACGAGACCAAGGCUGAUGCUCUGGGAACAUGAUUUUGAAUCCUAUGGGUGAAAGUUAAAUCAAUGAAAGUCUAGAUUUAAAAAAAAACAGCCUAAUGGCAAAUAUAUAGCCGUGAAGUUAUUAAAACCUGAUCUGGUUCAUUAAUGUCCUUAAAAGCAAGGAAAUCUGUCAUCAUUACUUGGUUGAACCUACAUGUGACUUCAAACCAAAGUAGUUACUUCAAGUCGCAGCUAGGAAUGGGCAGUAAAUACUGGGCAAUCAGCAAUACCGAUACCCCAUGAAAUUAAAAAAAUGGCAUUAAAUGACUUAUAAUGUGAUACUGAAA
Molecule: messenger RNA, 4208 nt
Organism: Rhincodon typus (whale shark)
Lineage: Eukaryota; Metazoa; Chordata; Chondrichthyes; Orectolobiformes; Rhincodontidae
Gene: cyp51a1
Product: lanosterol 14-alpha demethylase
Exons: 10
Coding region: 296-1798 (500 amino acids)
Molecular function (GO): iron ion binding; heme binding; monooxygenase activity
Source: RefSeq, a predicted model, not a curated record